AUGCCAGUCCUGUUUUUCACAUAUCUACUUCAAUUCACGGACAAGAUAAGCUUAUCGACUGCUGGCAUCCUUGGGGUUAUCCAAGACACCAACUUGGUGAACCAGGAAUUCUCGUGGCUAAGCAGCGUGUUCUACUUUGGGUACCUGGCAGCGAGUUUUCCAGCAUCAGUUCUCCUUGUCAAGCUUCCUCUUGGAAAGACCAUUUCAAUUACUGUGUAUGGAAUAUUUGUGAUUCAAUUCCUAACCUUGAGUAACGAUGUUAGUCCUUCGUCUAGGGUCAUUUGGGGCGCAAUGAUUUCUUUUCACGCGGCCACGCAGAAUUUAAUCGGACUCUGUAUCGUUCGGGUUCUUCUUGGAAUAUUCGAAAGCGCGAUCAGUCCUGGGCUCUCUAUUAUCACGAGCAUUUGGUAA
Molecule: messenger RNA, 411 nt
Organism: Penicillium manginii
Lineage: Eukaryota; Fungi; Ascomycota; Eurotiomycetes; Eurotiales; Aspergillaceae
Product: major facilitator superfamily domain-containing protein
Exons: 2
Coding region: 1-411 (136 amino acids)
Biological process (GO): tripeptide transport; allantoate transport; dipeptide transport
Cellular component (GO): plasma membrane
Molecular function (GO): dipeptide transmembrane transporter activity; allantoate transmembrane transporter activity
Source: RefSeq, a predicted model, not a curated record